This is a messenger RNA of Raphanus sativus (radish), 1888 nucleotides long. Its product is annotated as V-type proton ATPase subunit H. The transcript is spliced from 12 exons. The record is from RefSeq and is a predicted model, not a curated record. Gene Ontology annotation, molecular function: protein binding; heme binding; proton-transporting ATPase activity, rotational mechanism. Gene Ontology annotation, cellular component: vacuolar proton-transporting V-type ATPase, V1 domain. The coding region runs from base 213 to 1568 and encodes 451 amino acids. Lineage: Eukaryota; Viridiplantae; Streptophyta; Magnoliopsida; Brassicales; Brassicaceae. Gene Ontology annotation, biological process: proton transmembrane transport.
GCGUCUGACUAUUUUGAUUGUCCCUCUUUAAACUACUUCCACGGUUCAGAUCCGAGCUCUCCUUUCUCUAUCUCUCUGUCCCUUAUCUCUUUCCAUAAGAAGAAAGAAGAAGAAGAGAUCUUUCACUGUCUUCUCCGUUCUCGUUUGCAGCUUUCAGAGAUUCGCGGAUCAGUUCAAUCUGAAGAAGUGUUAAGUUUCUCAACUUAUCCACCAUGGAUCAGGCAGAACUGUCUAUGGAGCAGGUGUUGAAAAGGGACAUUCCAUGGGAGACUUACAUGACAACUAAGCUCAUCUCAGCCACAGGUCUCCAGCUCUUGAGGCGCUUUGAUAAAAAACCUGAAAGUGCUAGGGCACAGUUGCUCGAUGAAGAUGGUCCAGCUUAUGUUCAUCUGUUUGUUACCAUCCUACGUGAUAUAUUCAAGGAGGAAACUGUGGAAUAUGUUUUGGCUUUGAUUUAUGAGAUUCUCUCUGCAAACCCAACACGAGCUCGGUUAUUCCAUGAUGAAUCUUUGGCACAUGAGGAUACUUACGAGCCUUUCUUAAGGUUGCUAUCGAAGGGAAAUUGGUUCAUUCAAGAAAAAAGCUGCAAGAUUCUUGCCUGGAUUAUAAGUGCUAGGCCAAAAUCUGGUAAUGGUUUUGCUAAUGGAGAAGCUUCGGGUUCUAAAAAACCUAUUACGACAAUUGAUGAUGUUCUCAAUGGGUUGGUGGAAUGGCUUUGUGCUCAGUUGAGGCAACCUUCUCAUCCUACUCGUGGUGCUCCAAUUGCAAUCAACUGCCUGUCAACACUGCUUAAGGAACCUGUUGUCAGAUCUUCGUUUGUUCAGGCAGAUGGGGUGAAGUUACUUGUCCCUCUUAUCUCACCUGCAUCCACUCAACAGUCUAUCCAGCUUCUCUAUGAAACAUGUCUCUGCAUCUGGCUUCUGUCCUACUUUGAACCCGCAAUAGAGUACUUGGCAACAUCUAGGACAAUGCAAAGGCUCACGGAAGUGGUUAAGAGCUCGACUAAGGAAAAGGUUGUCAGAGUUGUCAUAUUGACAUUCAGGAACUUGCUUCCAAAAGGUACGUUUGGUGCCCAGAUGGUUGAUCUUGGACUCCCACAUAUCAUCCACAGUCUGAAAACACAAGCCUGGAGUGACGAGGACUUGCUGGAUGCACUGAACCAACUAGAAGAAGGGCUAAAAGACAAGAUCAAGAAGUUGAGUUCCUUUGACAAAUACAAGCAAGAGGUUCUUCUUGGCCAUCUUGACUGGAACCCAAUGCACAAAGAAGCCAAUUUCUGGCGUGAGAAUGUCACUUGCUUUGAGGAGAAUGACUUCCAGAUACUAAGGGUUCUCCUCACAAUCCUGGACACGUCAAGUGAUCCAAGAUCAUUGGCGGUGGCAUGCUUUGAUAUCUCGCAGUUCAUACAGUACCACCCAGCGGGGAGAGUGAUCGUGACAGACCUCAAGGCGAAAGAAAGAGUGAUGAAACUGAUGAACCAUGAGAACGCUGAGGUUACCAAGAAUGCUCUCUUGUGCAUUCAGAGGCUUCUCCUUGGUGCUAAGUACGCCAGCUUCUUGCAAGCUUGAUGUGUUUCUUUCUAUAUAAUGGAAAGCAACCAAAAACACAGACAGACACAGUGUUUCCUUUUCUUCCUGUGGAUUUGUUGUUAAAACCUCCCCCAAAACCCCUGCCGGCUUCUCAUCUCUUUAUUAUUUUGUCCUAAGAAAGUGCUAUUAUACGCUUAAAUAAAUAUAUCUGCGUUGCUUUCUCCCUUUUGUAUUUAUUUAUUUAAUAAAAGGCCUCGAGGAAUGCUAUUGUUACAGAGCAAUCACGGGACUGUCUGUCACUUUGUUGUACGACUGUUGUGAGUAUUUCAGUGUAAUGCAGAUGAGAUAAUUUGGUUGCA